Molecule: messenger RNA, 9493 nt
Organism: Photinus pyralis (common eastern firefly)
Lineage: Eukaryota; Metazoa; Arthropoda; Insecta; Coleoptera; Lampyridae
Product: E3 SUMO-protein ligase RanBP2-like
Exons: 15
Coding region: 96-9347 (3083 amino acids)
Biological process (GO): intracellular transport
Cellular component (GO): nuclear pore; cytoplasm
Molecular function (GO): protein binding; GTPase activator activity
Source: RefSeq, a predicted model, not a curated record
GUGAAGGCAUUCUAUUCGUUGUUCUAUCGUUGAAUGAUUGAAAACAGUUUGUAAAAGACAUUUUAUUUGCGUUUGUGUUGUUUAUAUAAGCUAAAAUGUUUAAUACAAAGUUGGAAGUGGACAGACACGUCGAGAGCUGUUUAAAGAAGAUUAAUAAUGAAACUGAAAGAAACCUUCGAUCUUUUGCCUUUGCGAAGCUGUAUUUUAAAGUCGGCGAAUUCGAAUAUGCACGGCGGCAUGUGUCCGCGUACCUGAUGUCCAAGCCAAUGUCAGCGGAGGCUCAAAGCUUCCUUGGAAAAAUCCUGGAGAAGCAGGGUAAAGUUGAGGCAGCGCUCGAUGCGUUCCGUCGCAGUUUAGCUUUGGAUUCGAAACAAAACGGUCUUAUUAUGAAAGUUUGCGAAUUAUUGUCGUCUGGUAAUAUACCCACAGAUGUUACAACUUUACGAUCGUACUGUGAAGAUGCGCAACGAAUUGAUCCGCAUAAUCCGAUCGUAUAUAAACUGAAAGAGCGAUUGAUCGCCGCCGAAAGUGAGGAUCCUAACGAUGUCACGAAGUUGCUGUUAACCGAGUUGGAGACGCGUUCGACCGAUGUCAGUUUACGUGUACGUCUUUUGCGUCAUUUGUUGGAUAACAAUGAACUUAGCGCCGCAUAUAAACAUGCGUCCGAUAUCGAAAUGAAAAAUGUGCCCGUUUUCUUAAAUAGCUUGGCGUGGUACGAAGUUGUAGGUGAAGUUUUGGUGAGAUAUCAACGCGAGAAUGUGACUUUAACACAGGACUUUUGGAUGCUGCUAGUGUCUGUGCUCGAUAAAUUGGCAUCUUUGACUUUAAACAUUCACUUUAGUAAUAUUAAAACGGCUUCCGAAUGCAAAGCCGCCGUGUUUAAUUUGGAUCAAACGUUAGGUAUUGCCGCAAAACAUUUAGGGGACAUUCGGGAGCGACCUUUAGUGCGAGAGUUCUUGACACAUUAUCGUGCGCAGGUGUGUUUUCAUUUGAGCUGCUUGCUCUACAAGCAGGCUAAGAUGGACCUGAUCAAGUUUAAAGAUGCCACCAAUUUGUUGUUGCCUUUGCUGUUUAUCUCGUAUAAUACGCAACCGCCCGAUAUUAACGGCGUGUGGCUCGAUCAUAGCGAGGAAAUUCACAAAUUGCAGAUGAAAAAGUGGUUUCAGGAGGCAAAUUUUCGAUGUUCCCAGACGGGGCAUAUCUUGCAAAUGUCCGCGAAAGAACACAAAACUGCGCUGAUCGAGAAAGUAACGCAGAGCAGUUCCGGUUUGUGGCGCGAGCAGUUGUUUAAGAAGUUGUUCAUCACACGAGACGAGCAGAUGAAGAUGAACGACAGUUACUUUAUGACAUGCCCCGAAUUGUUGAACGUUUGUACGCAGCUUCCGGAAGUAGGGGAGCUGAAGAAAUAUGACGGAUACGCUCAGUUAAUGCAUCCGGAUUCUUUGCACAAUUUAGUGUGGCUGUGCUUAAGUAAACCGUUGGCAAGUUUCAAAUGUACCGUUUUUGAUGGUUUACAGUAUUCCGUCAGAAAUUUAAAUAACUGUUCUGCGGAAUCCCUCAAUUUAUUGGACGUAGAAUCGUUCAUCUACUGCGCCACGCUUACCGUACAAAGUCAGCUCGAUCACAAUAUCGAUAGGUCCCUCUUCAUGCCUGUGUCCAUCACCGAUCAGCUGGGAACGCUACAACAAUCCAAGUGGCUCAAAACCGCAUACAUGAUGUAUAAAAACGAUUACGGCAUCAACUUUAGCGAGGUUCGGUUGAAUUUAAUACGAGGUAUUGAGGUCGUACGUUGCUGUGGUAAUCACGGAUUGGACGUCAAAAUGCUAGCCACACUUGCCUCAGUUUUCACGGAACGCGCGAGACAUUUAACCAAGCAGUCGGAAGUUGAAUUUAACGAAGCGAGAGCGGAUUUGUACUGGAAAGCCGCCCUACCGUUACUGGAGAAGCUUCAAAAUAACCAAGCGAUCAAUUACGGUCAAAAUCGAUUGUUCGAGUACAAAACUAAAGAAAUGCCCGCAUCCGAAACGUUAUCCUAUAUCGAAGACGCCCGAUUAUUCAACGGUCAGCAGCUGUUGAAGAAGAAGGAAUACGAAAGGGCCCUGCUCGUUUUCGACAGUCUGAAGAAUCCGUACGCCAGUUACUAUCAGGCGCAGAUCUAUAAGUCGAUGGCCGAGGAGCAGUUGAACCAAAAUAAGGAGAACGUUACCUCUGAAAUGCGAAGCCAGCACAUCAUUCUUCUGUCUCGAUCGCGCGACUGCUUCUAUCUCACUCUGGAUAGGCUUCGAGAUCCGUUAGUCGAUCGAAAACAUCCGCUAAACAAGCAGCUGGGAACCGAAAUUGAAAAGAUUGAAAGGUUACUAAGCCGUAUCGAUUCCGACGUGUACAACUACCGUAACGAAUGCGAAGGACUCUCGGACGAGAAUUUCUCUACUAACGGCAGUAUCGGUGACCACGUCAACAAUUUCUUUUCGUCGACGCACUACCCGGGCGAAUCUCUCACGCCGCACUUAGACCGAACACACUACUCCAGUCGCUUUCGAACCGAGCCUCAAUUCAAACGUGAAGCUCGUCCUAGUCCCGAACGUUUAGACGCGCAGCUUCGACAAAUGCAAGCCACUCGGGAUGCCACAAUGGGUCAGAUGGUCGAACAGAAUCGUCUGAUUGCAGAUUCGCAUAAAACCCUCGUCGAGGAGUUUCGCUGGUUGAAGGAGGCGGUUACGAAUAUAACCAGCUCGGUUAACGAUUUCAAGGCCACCAAGCCGAUGGCCAGUGAACUGCAAGAGAUUAAAAACUCCAUUACGGAUUUAAAGGGUGCCGUGGAGGAAUUGCAAACCUUUCGUAACGUUACCGACGUGGUGCAGGAGAUGAAAAAAGAAAUCGCCGACCUGAAAAAGGAACAGGCCAAAUCAAAGAAUCAGUUAAGCGACGAAGAUUUGUACGUACUGGAUGACGAAUACGCUACCGAUUAUGGUAUUAAUUCAAACGUCGCUGCGUUUAAUCCCAACAGCUUGUAUCCUCGGAUACCUCCCACUUAUCAACCACCGGCAUUGUAUCCGGGCAUGUAUCCUGUUUAUCCAUAUCCCAAUUUGGGACUACCACAAGCAGGUGCUCUACCGUUUGGCCAAGAAACACAAAUUCCUGAUUUCCGAGCGUUAAACCUUCCACAACCACUAGCACAGCCCACAUAUGGUCAACCAAACUUAGUGAAUAAACCACCGUGGGACCUUGGAGUUGUCCAACCCGGUUUGGCACAGCUCAAUGUUAUCCCGCCCGUAAUGGUACCGCAGAUUCCUGCACAGACACAACAAGCGAACAUUUUCCGUGACACCGUUUCAACUACAAUUACAACUACUUCAAUAUUCCCGCCGCUCACCACUAUAGCGUCACCGGCCAACAAAGCCCCCAACAAUGUUGUGAUCACAUCAUCGGACCCCUUGCCGAAAAGUACCGUCGCUACCACUCAAGUACUCUCGGUUACCAUUCCCCCUCAACAUCUAAAGGGCAACGUUCCGCUGAAAUCUCAUCCUCACAACUAUCAAAUACCACUACCGACGACGAGCUCAACACUCAACAUGACUCCAACAGUUAUUCAUCAGCCCCCACCCGUCGUUACGACUCAGGGACUUUUAUCAAACAUAGCGCCUCCCGUAUACUCGGCGGUUGGCUCGAAAAGCGCCACUUUGGGCUUACAAAUUGAGAAAACUCUCAAUCAGAGUUUCAACAACAGCACGGACGGCAGGGGAAAUUUGUCGUCGCGUUCACUCGACGAGCACGAUCCCUGUCCCGAUUUUAAGCCGAUCGUGCCACUUCCGGACGAAGUUCCUUUGAACACGGGGGAGGAGAACGAAUUGGUGCUCUUCUCGGAGCGUGCGAAGCUAUUCAGGUUUACCGAUAAAGAAUGGCGCGAACGAGGUGUCGGUAAUAUAAAAAUUUUGGAGGACAACGAUACAGGAAAAAUUCGUAUCGUCAUGAGAAGAGAUCAGGUGCAUAAGAUUUGUGCGAAUCAUUUUCUGACGAAAGAUAUGGUCUUGUCGCCGAUGCCUAAUAGUGGUAAGGCGUUUAUGUGGGCCGCCAACGACUUUGCCGACCAAGAGAUGAUUUUGGAGACGUUGUGCGUAAGAUUUAAGACUGAAGAGGAAGCGAAGGCGUUCUUUGUUGCGUUUGAAAAUGCAAAGGCAAGGCUCCGAUCGGUCAAAGAUGACGAAACGAGCGAUGUAUCGACUUCAUUGGGUGGCUUUACGUUUACAAGUACGCCAACUUUUAAACCAAAGGAGCAGAGUGUGACGGCGAGCGUUACUCCCGUGCCGGAUACCACCACCACAGGGAAUAGUAGUCCCUUUGCUUCUUUUUCCUUUGGCGCGAAAGCGCAGAUCUUAUUUGACAAGAAAGAUCCGAAACCCGCCGCCGUGUGUGACGAAAACGCGGAGAUACUCUUCGAGUCCCACGCCGAAUUAUCCAAGUACGAUGUAGACAAUAAGGAGUGGAAGGAGUGCGGUGUCGGAGUGAUAAAACUACUCAAAGAGCACACUAUCCGAUUAAUGAUGCGACAAGAUCAUCAGGUAUUAAAAGUAUGUUGCAAUCAUCAAUUGCUCAAAAGUACCAAGUUUAAAAAAAUGCCCAAAAGUCCAAAAACAAUCAGUUGGUGCGCACAGGACUGUUCCGAGGGCGCAAUGAGACCGGAAAUGUUUACCAUUCGCUUCCAAUCGGACGAGCAAACCGAUACCUUUUACAAGGCGGUCUUGUCGGCAAAAGACUUGCUCGAUGACAACAACGUGGUGAAGUCGGAAGAGAAGGUCGCCAUCAUGGAGAUAAAAAGUGACGGCAACGUUAAGGGAAAGAAGGAGGAAAAGAAGGUCAAAGCCGACGUCGGCGAAACUGUAGAGCAAAAAUUAAAUAAAUCCAAGUCAAAAACCGGCAGUUGGAAGUGCAAAACAUGUUUCAUCGCCAAUGAAGGCAAAGACCAUUUUUGUAUUGCUUGCGAGACGCCCAAAAAUAACACCACUCCGAACAAAUCAACCAGCGAGCCCAUAUUCUCCUUUGGCGCAUCUCAGUCGUCGACCUCUCCGGGUUUCAUUUUUGGUAAGGAACCCGCAAACUCUUGGGGCGAUGCGUUUAAACCACCAGUCGGAUCGUGGGAGUGCCAGCAGUGUUUAGUUCGAAAUGAUGGCACUAAAUUGUAUUGUAUUUCGUGCGAGGCACCUAAAAAUGGUACGGUUCCGGCGAAAAAGGAAAAUGCUCAACCCACAUUCGGGUUACAGUUCACUUUUGGUAUUCCCAAGCCCAUUUCGGCAACCGAUUCGACAUUGAAAGGUGAAGAAACUUACUUUAAACCGGUUACACAACCGUCGCACACGGGAGAGGAAGUUUUGUAUUGCCAUCGUACCAAAUUGUACCAGUUCUCCGACAAUAACUGGAAGGAACGAGGAGUCGGCGAUAUUAAAAUCUUACGUAAUUGCGCCAAUAAAACAUUAAGGGUGGUCAUGUACAGGGAACAGCCGUUGCAGUUAUGUCUCGAUCACGUUCUAACCGCCGCCAUCGAGUAUCUGCCGAAAGACGAAAAGGCGUGGACGUUUACCGCCCCCGAUUUCUCCGAGGGUAAAAUUAACAACUGCAAGUUUUAUGUUAAAUUCAAAACGUCGAAGCUCGCUCAAGAUUUUAAAUCUGCCGUCGAUGACGCCCUCAAUCAGUUCAAAGCAGGAAGUGACAAAUGCCGCAAUCAAUCCGACGUGGAAAUUGUCUCAGAAAUUCAAGUAAGCGCCGAAGAAGAGGCGGAAGCGAUUCGUCUAAAACUGCCACCGAAAUUUAUGGCAUACCGUCAGUUGCCCAAUUGUACGUGCGAAACUUGUAAAGAGGACGAUAUAAUUUUAGGGGAUCUAGUAAAGAGCACCUCUCCCUCUGAAAAGCAAGUUACAUUCGGUACUCCGGAAACGUUAAAGGAUAUAUUGGCAAAACCGAAACUAAGCGUCGCACCAUCAAUGGCGGCGGAACCCUUCAAACCGUUUGCUUUUUCCACCAAAACGGACAAACCCCCAGUCUCUAAAUCUCUGUUUGGCAGUACGAGUACACCGAUGAUUGGAAGCACUCCUCCCACGUUUGCCACCUCGACAGAUUUAACUAAAGGCGAGCCAAUAUUUAAAGUCGAUCCUAAUUUAAGCUUCGCAAGUUUAUCAAAUUUGACGGGCGGCGGUUUGGCGUUCGGAAAGAUACCCGAAGGUAACGAUAAGUCCUUUACCUUCCUGGGUUCCGGGGCUCCAGUGUUCGGGUCUCAAACUAAGAAAGACAAAUCGAAAGACGAAGGAGACGGCGAGGAGGAACACGAAACGACAGAAGAAUACGAUCCGCAUUACGAACCAAUUGUACCGUUGCCAGAGGCGAUUGUCGUUUCUACGGGGGAGGAGGAGGAGGUGGCCGUGUUUGACGAACGAGCCAAACUGUUUAGGUACGACAACGACACGAAGGAAUGGAAAGAACGGGGUGUAGGCCAAAUGAAAAUUCUCCACCACCCACAAAAAGGUACUUAUCGCUUUAUUUUACGUCGCGAACAAGUGCAUAAAGUCGUUCUAAACAUGUUGAUCACUGCAAGUUUGGAGUUGCAACCAAUGGUUACAUCCGAUAAGGCUUGGUUGUGGUACGGCAUUAAUCAUACCGACGACGGUCAGCAAGCGGAAAAACUCGCCGUUCGCUUUAAAAAUUGCGAUUUAUCCAACAAGUUUCAAACAAUCGUUGAGAAUAUUAUUACUAAGGUGAAAGAUUUCAAACCUGUGACUUCCGUCGAGAAGACUACUACCGAGGUACCGGCCGAAGUACCGAAAGUAAGUUGGGAUCAAUUUAAGCCGAAAGCCGGGACUUGGAAGUGUAAAACCUGCGAUAUUUACAACGAGGCAAAGGAUCAUUUUUGCGUUGCGUGCGAAACACCAAAGAGCAAUGCAUCUUCCGGACCCGUAUUCUCUUUCGGAGCGUCACCUCAAUCUACAUCAGGCGGAGUUAAUUUUAACCCAUCUCAAUUUUCGUUUGGCACGCCCGUAACUACAACUGCGUCAUCCACAAGCUUCAUCUUCGGUCAAAAGCCUGUCGGUGCGAAUGAGCAGGUCAAAGACGGAGCGAGUGGCUGGGGAGAUGCGUUCAAGCCAAAGCCGGGCUCGUGGGAAUGUCCUAAGUGCUUGAUUAGAAACGAUGCAGAUAAGGUACGAUGCGCUUCCUGUGACCAUUUAAAGGAUACGUUCGGCUUUACUUUCGGAGACGCAGCUACUGACCCAUUUAAAUCGACGGAGGAAAGUAGAGAUCAGUUUGUGUUCGGCUCCCCUCAACAGCACGCGUUCGAAUUUACACCACGUUCGCCUAGACGGCACAGUAGUGGCGGACAAGGAGAGGAAUCCGAUAGUUUUGUGGAGGAUGAAGGCGAUCAUAUCUAUUUCAAGCCCGUAGUACCGCUCCCAAAUAAGGUGGAGGUCAAGACCGGCGAGGAAGACGAGGAAGUGCUGUACUGUCAUCGUGCUAAACUGUUUCGAUUCAUUGACGGUGAAUGGAAGGAAAGAGGUCUUGGUGAUCUUAAGAUUUUACAUAGCAAAGUUAACAAAAAGUUAAGGAUUGUAAUGCGUCGCGAGCAAGUGCUCAAGAUUUGUUUGAAUCACGUUUUAACGGCUGAAAUUGAAUAUCUUGCCAAAGACGACAAGACGUGGCUAUUUUCGGCCCCAGAUUUUUCCGAAGGCGAAAUUAACCACUGGCAGUUCUGCGUUCGAUUCAAAUCUUCCGAUAUAGCCCGAGAAUUUAAAUCCGCAGUUGACGACGCUUUGAAGAGAACACAUUCAGCCUCCCCUUCGACCUCUGUUAAGGAAGACGUAUCCGAAGUCGAGUUUAUAUCCGAAACUCAAGUAAGUGCAGAGGAAGAACAAGAAGCCAUUCGUCUAAAGCUGCCUCCGAAAUUUAUGGCUUAUCGUCAACGGCCCGAUUGCACAUGUGAGACGUGCAAAAGCGAGGACGCCAUCGCUGCUCCACCACAUACCUCCCCCAUUAAACAAACGGACGCUUUCAAAUCGUUCUCAUUUUCCCUAAAAACGGACACGCCCACCAUCUUUUCUCAAACACCGUCCAAAUCUGCCUUCUCCAAUUCGCCAACGUCCGGCGGUAACAUUUUUGGAACCCCCGUCAAGCCGGCGCAGAACAUUUUUGGCAACACGAACAUAUUUCGACCCUCAAAUUUAUUAGCGGUAGGACAGGGUAAACCGUCGUCCACAUCUGAAAACGAACUCGUAUUCAAAGCUGAUCCGAAUUUGAGCUUUUCUAGUUUAUCGAAUUUGAAGACCGACAGUAUAGCAUUCGGAACAAAGGCGGAAGAAGGCGACAAAGUGUUUUCCUUCUUGGGAUCUGGACAGCCCGUGUUUGGUUCGGCGAUGAAAUCUCAAUUGAAAAAAGAUGAGGGCGAGGAGAGCGAGACGGAGGCGGGUGAAGAAUAUGAUCCGCAUUAUGAACCGAUCGUACCGUUACCAGAGGUAGUUGCCGUUUCGACAGGGGAAGAAGAGGAGGCGGUCAUAUUUGAUGAGCGAGCCAAAUUGUUCAGAUAUGAUAAUAAUAGCAAGGAAUGGAAGGAGAGGGGCGUCGGUCAAAUGAAAAUUCUCCAUCACCCAAUAAAUGCUACCUACCGAUUUAUUUUACGUCGUGAGCAAGUGCAUAAGGUAGUUUUGAAUAUGCUGAUCACCAGCAGUUUAGAGUUGCAACAGAUGAUCACAUCGGAUAAAGCGUGGAUGUGGUACGGCGUUAAUCAUACGGAUGAAGGUGCACAAAUGGAAAAAUUGGCUGUUCGAUUUAAAAGCUGCGAGCUGGCCCAAGCUUUUCGUUUGGCUGUAGAGAAGGUACUUGCUAGUAUUAAAGAGCAUGAAAAGACCUUACCGUCAAUGCUGCAAAGUUUUGGACUGGACGUCAGUGACGAACAUAGUGAAUAUAAGGAAGAUGAUGAUGACGAAGAGGAGGAUGAAGAGGAGGAGGAGGAUGAGCGUACAAUUAUGUUUAUGAAACCGUGUCGUUUGAGCGAGGAGAUACGACCAGGCGAAUGGAAGGAGAUCUGUUCGGGUGACCUAUCGAUGUAUUACGAACCAGAAUUUUAUGCCUCUCGAAUUUUUAUGUGUGACCAGUCCGGAAACGAAAUUGUCAAUACAUCAAUUGAAGCAGACACCGAAAUGAUGUUUGAAGACAACUACUGUAUAUGGAAGACGACAGAUUGGCAAGACAAUAAUGUGAGAUUGCGAACCGUAAAGGCCACUUUCUCCACCCCUCACGACGCAGAGAAUUUCCAUUGUAGAUACCUCGAAUCGCUCCAGUAUGCUCAAGAAACCAGCAAUGACGAAGAAUAGAACGUUAUAUUUUGUUUGUACUAAAAAUGUGAUUUAUUAAACACUCCGUACUUGUUUUAAAUUUUAAUAGCCUUUUCCUGGAGUGUAUCUGAGCACUUUAGCGGUAGGCCUUAUAAAGCUAAUAAAAUAAAUGUAUGUUUUUUCUA